CGGAACGCACCCGUCACACUCGUUAGUUUACGAGAAGAAAAACAAUCAAACUUGGUAUAUCCCACUAUAUCCGGCAGCGAAUUUUGUGCGUACGGUUUGUGUUCAAGAAAACGUAAACAAACUCGUCUUUCGCGGAAAGAUUUAUAACAGCUUGUAAACGCGAGUGAAUGUAAUAUUCUUAUUGCCAAGUGCGAUAGAGAAAGUUCCAAAACAUCUUCAAAAUGGCAUUACGUACUUAUGGAGACAAACCUAUAAGUUUCCAAGUAGAGGAAAAUGGCGAAUACUAUUGCAUUGGCUCGGAAGUUGGCAAUUACUUGCGUCUUUUUCGCGGUUCUUUGUACAAGAGAUAUCCCGGCAUGUUCCGGAGAUCCAUAACCAACGACGAACGUAAAAAAUUGGUAGAACUUGGAUUGAGUCAGCACGUUCUUGCAUCAAGUGUUUCACUGUUGAGAGCCAGUGAAGUAGAGGAUAUUAUUGAAGGCAAUGAUGAUAAGUACAAAGCGGUAUCAGUGCAUUCUACUGAGCCACCGGCGCCAAGAGAAGGUAAAUCGAAAAAGUCAAUGGCUUGGGUGCCGAGUCUACCAAACAGCUCACAUUUAGAUGCAGUACCUCAAGCUACACCAAUAAAUCGCAAUAGAGUGCACAAUAAAAAAGUUAGAACAUUUCCAUUAUGUUUUGAUGAUACAGAUCCAUCUGCAAAUUUAGAAAAUGCGGCACAGCAAGAAAUGCUGGUUCCAAUACGUUUAGAUAUGGAAAUAGAAGGCCAGAAAUUAAGAGACACUUUCACUUGGAAUAAAAAUGAAAGUCUUAUAACACCCGAACAAUUUGCCGAGGUGCUAUGCGAUGAUUUAGAUUUGAAUCCGUUAACUUUUGUUCCUGCAAUCGCACAGGCGAUAAGGCAGCAAAUAGAAGCAUUCCCUCAGGAGACGAUUCUGGAGGAUCAGUGUGAUCAGAGAGUGAUAAUUAAAUUAAAUAUACACGUGGGCAAUACCUCUUUAGUGGAUCAGGUAGAAUGGGACAUGUCUGAGAAGGAGAAUAAUCCAGAGAAAUUUGCAAUGAAGCUUUGCGCAGAGCUUGGUCUUGGCGGAGAAUUUGUUACUGCUAUUGCCUACAGUGUACGUGGACAAUUAUCGUGGCAUCAAAGAACAUAUGCAUUUUCUGAAGCACCUCUCCCAACUGUAGAAGUUCCUUUCAGACCUCCAUCAGAGGCUGAUCAAUGGGCACCAUUUUUAGAAACUCUAACAGACGCAGAAAUGGAAAAGAAGAUACGCGAUCAAGACCGAAAUACUCGACGUAUGCGACGUUUAGCAAACACGACACCCGGCUGGUAGAUACAGCAUCUAGAAAAGAAACAUUUAGAGAAAGAAUAUAUCCAUACCAUCUAGAUCUUUUAACUGUCCUAAUUUUUAGUAUGCCCUGAUAUUUAUAAGAUUUAUAAGUAAUGAUAUAAUUUUUAUUAAAAUAUCUACGUAUAUAUAAGAUACAAAAUAUAUAAAACUAUUUGUAAAAAUAAUGGAUUGCAUUUUUAAAAAAUGUAACUACAUAAUUAGUCGUCGUUGAUUAUGGAACGUUCUUAUAUACAGGAUAUACAGAACUAAUGAGUCAUUCUUCAAUUUAAAAUAUUUUUCUUUUAUAUAUUUACAAAAAAAUUUUUUUCCAAUUUUUAUUAUAUAAUAGUCAAUUUGUUCUUGUGAUCGUGUGAUGAAUAAAUGUUGUCUUAUAUCGUACGUGCAUAUGGUAUGAUCAACAACGCAGUUAUUUGUACGUACAUAUCAUACAACACUUCAAUCAAGAACUGAUAACAGUUGAUUGUGUGACUCAACUUUAAUAUAAUAGUAAGAAAUACAAUUAAAAUUGUUUUAUAUGUGAAAAUUAUGUAUUAAAUAUACCUUGAAUAUUUUAUUUAAAA
Molecule: messenger RNA, 1909 nt
Organism: Solenopsis invicta (red fire ant)
Lineage: Eukaryota; Metazoa; Arthropoda; Insecta; Hymenoptera; Formicidae
Gene: Snr1
Product: SWI/SNF-related matrix-associated actin-dependent regulator of chromatin subfamily B member 1
Exons: 6
Coding region: 222-1331 (369 amino acids)
Biological process (GO): chromatin remodeling; regulation of transcription by RNA polymerase II
Cellular component (GO): nucleus; nuclear chromosome
Molecular function (GO): transcription coregulator activity
Source: RefSeq, a predicted model, not a curated record